Messenger RNA from Durio zibethinus, 1352 nucleotides. Its product is annotated as putative calcium-binding protein CML11. NCBI's taxonomy places the organism in Eukaryota, Viridiplantae, Streptophyta, Magnoliopsida, Malvales, Malvaceae. Gene Ontology annotation, molecular function: calcium ion binding. The record is from RefSeq and is a predicted model, not a curated record. Gene Ontology annotation, cellular component: trans-Golgi network membrane.
GCCAGCACCAACAUCCCACCUCCUUAAUUCACCGAACAACAACCCAUCACCGUGUCAGCAAAUGAACUCCUAAAGCAAGUCUAAUUAUGUAAUUUUAAACCUUUGGAUAAGAGAUGUCGUAAUUCUAUUAGCCCACAUCCACCAAUUAAGAUUUGUAAGUGUAGACAAACCCCUUGGGUAACGGUUGACAGAGUCUAGCUAGCCACUCGCCAGCAAGAAAGACGUGCACUAAUCACGGAAUUGGCGUUGCCUUUUACGUAUUUUCAAUUAUUUAUUCCUAAUAAUUAUUUUGUGGUGGACUAUUCAUUAUCUUUGUAUAUUUUUCUUGAAGAAAAAAGGAAAUUAUUCGGGAUCCGAUAUUUGGGUUAGUCGCAGGUAAACAAGGAAAGAUCCAUAAAAAAUGGAGGAAAAUUAAGAACGAUUUUCAAGGCUAUAAUGGAUCCUGCAACACUUUUUUGGGCACAGAACAAAAGUGAUCAUAUCUCAAAAGAAACAAAUCAACCCAGAAGACAAUCAUCUUGAUUGGUUUUUGACAGAUCAUUACUGGAACUGAUGAACCAAGCUGCCUCACAUAGCAAAGUACAAGAGUUCUUGUUCGAGUUAGUUUGCUAAGGUUUUGUCUUUUUGACUUUCUUGUCUUCGGUUUUUUAAGGUUUAGGGAAUAGAGAUUAUUAAGAUUUGAGAUUUCUUAUGAACAUGAGCGAGAAGCAACCCGCGAAGUUAAAUGAUGAGCAAAUCGCUGAACUACGAGAAAUCUUUCGUUCUUUUGAUCGGAACAACGAUGGCAGCUUGACACAGCUGGAACUUGGUUCCCUUUUGCGGUCCUUGGGCCUAAAACCGAGCUCUGACCAAGUGGAAGCCUUAAUACAAAAGGCUGAUACAAAUAGCAAUGGGUUGGUGGAGUUCUCGGAGUUUAUUGCCCUGGUGGCUCCGGAGCUGCUGUCGGAGAAGUCACCAUACAGCGAGGAGCAACUGAAGCAGCUGUUUAAGAUGUUUGAUAGGGAUGGUAAUGGUUUUAUCACUGCAGCUGAGUUGGCACAUUCUAUGGCGAAACUCGGACAUGCACUGACGGUAGAGGAGUUGACAGGGAUGAUUAAGGAGGCCGAUACGGAUGGGGAUGGGAGGAUUAGUUUUGAGGAGUUCUCACAGGCGAUUACUUCCGCUGCUUUUGAUAAUUCUUGGGCUUGAAGGCAUAUAAAUAAAUAUAUAGUAGUUCUUUGGGGUGAGAUGAUUCCAAUUCCAAAUGCAUUCCAACACUUGAGUGACGUAUCCCACAGGCCAUAGCUCAUUGUCCUGUAAGAACUUGAUUGUAACAGGCUGAUUCCUUGUAAAAUUGAACUUUGGUUAUCAUU